Molecule: messenger RNA, 1224 nt
Organism: Aspergillus thermomutatus
Lineage: Eukaryota; Fungi; Ascomycota; Eurotiomycetes; Eurotiales; Aspergillaceae
Gene: nscC
Product: FAD-dependent monooxygenase nscC
Exons: 2
Coding region: 1-1224 (407 amino acids)
Source: RefSeq, a predicted model, not a curated record
AUGACACCCCCCCUCCCGAUCCUCAUCAUCGGAGCCGGCAUCUCAGGCCUCACAACCGCCCGCCUGCUCACAAACAGCGGCAUCCCGAAUAUCGUCUUCGAGGCGUCCAGCCCAGACCGCAGCCAGGGCUUCGCCAUCAGCCUGCGAGAAUGGGGCUACGCGGCGCUGUUGUCCGCGCUCGGGGACCUGCCGCUGCGGAGCUUGACGCGGGGGGUCGCGCCGGACCGGGAAGUCGGGGGCUCGGGCUGGAUCGACCAGGUGGUGUGGGAUAACGGGACCGGCGAGAAACUGUUUGUGCCGGACGCGAACGCGGCGACGAAGGGGGAGAUUGUGCGGGCGAACCGGAAUUCGUUGCGGAGGUGGGUUGCGGACUGUGGGGAGGAGGAGGUGGAUGUGCGGUACGGGCAUCGGCUGAAGAGGGUGGAGGGCUGCUUGGGGGACGUGAGGGUGGAGUUUGAGAACGGGGCGUGCUAUCGGGGGGCGAUGGUGGUUGCUGCGGAUGGGGUGAACUCGACUGUUCGAGCACAGGUCCUCCCCGAUGUCACCCCCGAGACGGUCCCCGCGGUGCUCUACCACGGCGAGUUCCAGCUGCCCAGGGCCGACUUCGACCGGCUCUUCCGGCCGCACAGCGGGGACUCCAACAUCCUCGCUGGUGUCGGCGAUGGCUUCAACGCCCCGUUCGCGGUCUGCAACAAGACCAGGACGCACGUCCACAUGGACUGGUCGUACUCGCGGCCGGCCUGUGGCAGCAGCGACGACCCGCUGUACAGGCCCAAUCUCCCCUCCGAGGAGGCGAAGCAGAUUCCCCCGGCGCUGGUGGAGGAGCUUGCGUCGCGCGAUCUGGCCGAGCCGUGGAGUCUCUUCCUCAACGGUGAGGCUAUCCGACGUCACCGGGUGUUUCACUGGACCGUCCGGUGCGUGUUUGUGACGCGGGAGGACAUGCAGCGUGCGGCUGGGAGGGGCGUUGCCUUUGUGGGCGACUCGUGGCACGCGAUGCCCAUCUUCGGCGGGGAGGGAGGCAAUCAUGCGCUUGUGGACGGGGUCGAGCUGGCUGCUGCUGUUGCGGCUGGCGCGGGGGCCGACUUGGGCCUGGCGAUUGGGAGCUACUAUGACCGAGCGUGGAAACGAUCCCAGGAGGCUGUUCGACGGUCCAAACAGCGGUUCUAUGCGUUGCAUCGGCCAAUGGCUCAGUGGAGGGAGAUUGCGCAGAAGAAGAGCUUGUAA